Messenger RNA from Naegleria gruberi, 1863 nucleotides. RefSeq names its product rasGEF domain-containing protein. Gene Ontology annotation, biological process: positive regulation of GTPase activity; Ras protein signal transduction. Lineage: Eukaryota; Heterolobosea; Eutetramitea; Acrasida; Naegleriidae. The transcript is spliced from 2 exons. The coding region runs from base 1 to 1863 and encodes 620 amino acids. The record is from RefSeq and is a predicted model, not a curated record. Gene Ontology annotation, cellular component: plasma membrane. Gene Ontology annotation, molecular function: guanyl-nucleotide exchange factor activity.
AUGUUGGAGGUAGAUCCGAAGAAACGACCAACAUCAAAAGAGCUUGUACAAAUGAUUCGAAAUAUGAUUGAAGGAAAGUCACUGGGCUGGGAAGAAAGUAGUGGAAAUGAGGAUUCUUCCACUUUAAGAAAAAGGAGAGUUGCCAUCACGGUAUCAAAAACAGCACUCACACCCAUUCAGAAAUUAUUUUACAGUUCAGGUGUGAGUAAAAUAAGAAUGGAUCCAAUCAUGUAUGAGGAUUUUGAUGGAAGUGAAACUAAUUUAUCUGCUUUUUGCAUUCAUCAGGAUUUGUUCCAGUUGGAAACAAGUUCAACAAUUCCAAAAUUUGAUAAUGAUACGGAAUUGUCAUGGAUUAAUUCGUACCAUCCACAAUAUUUGAAUACCAUUAGCUCCAUGUCACUCAAUCAAUUAUUUCUCAUACUGGCCUCUCCAAUGGUUCAUUUUCUACCUCUAUUUCCUCAAUCCGUGCAAAAUAGGAAGGAAAGGUUUAUAGAGACAAUCCUUUUCACCUAUCCAAUCUUUACAACCCCACAAGUAUUGUUAAAGAAGUGCUUUGAGACGCUUUCGAAUAUUCCACUCCAAUUUUUAGAAUUUCCAAUCAUGUAUGAGGAUAUUGAUGCAGAAUGCGAAGAUAUUUGGAAAAAUGAUUAUGGAUUCCAAAUCAAUGAGAAAUAUACAUACUGGAGAUAUUGCAAUUCAUUAUAUGAGUACAAGAUAUUUUCAAUUCUGGAGUUUAUAAUUAAGUGGAUUAAAUUCAGAAUUGAUGAUUGGAAUUCAGCAAUGUUUGAUUUCCUUCAUCAUAUAACAAAAGAAUGUUUUGAAUUGAAAGGAUUCAAAUCACUGACAGAUUCUUGCAUCUCACUUAUUGAUCUUGCUCAACAAUACCAAAAAGAUAGCGAAACGGAAUUUGAAAUCAAUAGGAUUUUUGUGGAAAUAAUAGACUCUUUCAGAUUGGAACAAGUUCAAAAUGAAAAUGAAGAAUAUCACUCAGAGCUUAGAGACAAGAGAUUGGAAACACCAGUUGACUUGAUGAACGAUCACAGGAAAUUUGCUGCUCCAAAACCAAUAAUUCCUAUGAGCAUAUUCAACGACAAUUUUAGUUGGUAUGAAUUAGAUAAGAUUGAAAUUGCAAGGCAAUUAUCCCUCCGUGACUAUGAUUACUUUAAAGAAAUUGAUCCCAAUGAAUAUUUUGAAUGGAUCAGACAUGAUAACAAUCAUAGUGGAAGAAGUGCUUGUAAAGCUAUUAUAGAAAUGAAAAUGAUUGGCAGUUUGACAAUCUCCAUGCUCGUGUUUUCAAUUCUCAGUCAAGUAAAUAUCAAGGAGAGAAAAGAACUUCUUUGUAAGGUUAUUGAUUUGAGCUUGGAAUUAUUCAAUUUGAACAACUUUUUUGGAGUGGAUUAUGUGUUGCAAGCUCUACAGCAUUCAUCUGUGAAGAGAUUGGAGCACACUUGGAAAGAAAUUGAUAGGAAAAAGAUUCAACAAUAUGAAAAGCUGUGCUAUGAUAUGGAACACGAUUAUAGGAAAAUUACAAUACAGCUCGCAAGAAAUAAUGCAAUCCUCAUUCCAGUGUUUAUGGAACAUUUCAAGGAUAUUCGAUCUGUGGAUGAAGCGUUCGAGAAUGUCAUUCAGGACGAGCAGGGAAAUCAACUCAUUCAUUGGAAGAAAGUAUCAUUCCUCUAUUCAACCAUUAUUGAACCACUCUCAUACAAAUGUUAUCCACCCUUACUCUUUCAAAAAGUUUUUCAAAUCCAACAAAUUCUUAAACGAGAAUACAUCCAAAACUUUAACUUUUCCUUUGAAUUAUUCAUGAAAGAUAGUUAUGCAAGAGAAGGUUCUUCAACUCCAAGAAAGGAUAUUUUAUAA